Messenger RNA from Bemisia tabaci, 759 nucleotides. Lineage: Eukaryota; Metazoa; Arthropoda; Insecta; Hemiptera; Aleyrodidae. The record is from RefSeq and is a predicted model, not a curated record.
AUGUUCAAAUUCAAUUUUGACGCAGAGGAGUGUGAAGCCAGUGUUGCGGAGAUUGCUGAGUCAAAUGAACUAAUAUGGGAUCCAUUCAAGGAAGUUUCUACUGGAGAAACAGUAUCGGGAUCACAGGACUGUAUAACCAAAUUCACAUGCAGAGAUCUUCAAUUUCAAAUUGUGGAUGCGUCAAAAAGUUAUGAAAAGUCACAACCAGAAGAGCUUAAAAGUUGCUCCAUCUUCCAAAGUUUACAAACAUCCCAUUCAGAUUUGUUAACAGCCAAAUAUGAAGGAGGAUUUAAAAUCUGGGAAUGCACCUAUGAUCUUCUCCAUUACUUGAUUGAUAAUAAUAUUGAUCUUCGCAACAAAACCAUCCUAGAUUUAGGUUGUGGUGUUGGAAUUUUAGGCAUGUACGCUCUUCAAAAUGGGGCCACUGUACAUUUUCAAGACUAUAAUGUUGAUGUUCUGAAAUAUGCUACUAUUCCCAGCGUAUCCCAUAGCUUUGGAAAUACUAAUAACUGUAGGUUCUUUGCGGGUGACUGGAGUUUUUUUUGUGAAGAAAACACGUCAACAAAGUAUGAUUGCAUAUUAAGUUCAGAAACCAUCUACAAUCCCAAGAAUUAUGAUAAACUAUGUGCUGUCUUUGAAGAAAAGCUGAAGCCAAAUGGUUAUGGUACCUGUUCUGGUGCCAGAUCUCUAUCCGUAUCAAUUCCGAUUCAAUCAAUUCUCAGACGUCCUUAUUGCUUGAAAAGUGAAAGGAUGGGUUAA